Cyclopterus lumpus (lumpfish) is the source of this 1904-nucleotide messenger RNA. It is a transcript of the gene skap1, whose product is annotated as src kinase associated phosphoprotein 1. Bases 189 to 1253 code for a protein of 354 amino acids. Gene Ontology annotation, molecular function: protein binding. Gene Ontology annotation, cellular component: plasma membrane; cytoplasm. NCBI's taxonomy places the organism in Eukaryota, Metazoa, Chordata, Actinopteri, Perciformes, Cyclopteridae. The transcript has 13 exons. The record is from RefSeq and is a predicted model, not a curated record.
GUCAGGUUUCAGAACAAGAGCACACAGGUGGUUGCAUGCGAGGCUGUGUCAGGCUCUUCUUUCUGCCACGGAGCUGUAACCGUAUGAAAGAGUCUGCACAUCGGCUGCCUUGUGGAAUACAAACCAAAGAGCGUAGGGGAAAAGUCAGCAAACCAAAGUGUCUGGAGUUGGACAGGUGAAAGUCAGGGAUGGGAACAAUACCACUUGACAUUAGGCGGCUUUUGGAUGACUGCGAGCUGUUUGUAUCGUCGAUCCUUCAAGACGAGGCGCUUGGUGAAAAUGCCCGUGAGACACGGAAGGUCUUACUGAACAACUUCAGGGUCGUCCAUGUCAGAAACCCUCAAGAGUUCCCCUUCCCCCCAUCGGACUUUAGGGACGAGGACGGUUCUGAUGACAACCGCAGUUCCAGUCUGGGUCGCUCUGGCCCAUCGGACGACGCCUCAGUGGCCUCUGACUACCAGGAUGAAGGAACCCCUGAGUACUUUGGUGACAUCCUGCCUGUCGCGGCGCAGGAGAUCGGCAGCAUCUGGAAGCAAGGCCACCUGGAGAAGAAACGAAGGGAUCACAGCUUCUUCGGCUCGGAGUGGCAAAAGAGAUGGUGUGUCCUGAACAAUUCAAUAUUCUACUACUUUGGGAGUGAAAAAGAUAAGCAGCAGAAGGGUUCCUUUUAUAUCGUCGACUACAACGUGCAGCUGGUGACCAACAUGAGGAAAGACUCCAAAAAAAACUCCUGUUUCGAGCUCUUCCGCCCCGGACGGCGAUCUUUCCAGUUCACUGCCAGCAGUCCCCAAGAGGCCAGAGAAUGGGUGGACCAAAUCAAUGUCAUACUUAGAGAUCUCCGCUCCACCUCCAUCCCUUGUGACGAAGACGAGGAGGAAGAGGAGACCUACGAUGACAUCGAGGGGAUGACCGGCACCGCCCAGUCCAAACUGGGAGGGGGGCGCAAGGCGGGGGAGGGCGACGAAGAGGGCGAGGAUAUCUACGAGGUGCUGCCAGAUGAGGAUUUUCCAGAUCGGACAGCUGAGAGCAGCGAAAAGCACAACAAACCAGCUUCGUCAUCAGAUUACGCCAACUUCUACCAGGGUUUAUGGGACUGCCCGGCCGACGAGCCCGACGAGCUGCCCUUCCAGCGGGGAGAUCUCAUCUACAUCAUUAGCAAGGAGUACAACAUCCACGGCUGGUGGGUCGGAGAGCUGGACGGCACCGUGGGCAUCGUCCCCAAGGACUUCCUGCACCCGGCCUACAUCCUGUGAGCCACCCCCCCAACAGCGCUGCAGCCGACGCGUCCGGACGUGAAUUUCACAGUUAAUCUUUUGUAAUUUGAAAAGGUUUUCCUCCCUCCAUGAGACUGUAAGUUGUAACAUGUUCAUUUUAAUACGCAGCAGUGCGUAUUACAUGCACACUAUGAACCAUAAAGACCUCACCUUUUUUAAUAUUAAUGUGCAAAACCGCAGCUAAAGCCGACAGGAAAUAAGAUCAUUUAAUAUAAUUGUUUGUCAUUUUAUCAGGAAAAGGCUCUCAAAACGUGAGGAUUGUCUUCUAUUCUGUUUUAUAUUAUUAUAAAUUGAAUACAUUUCAGUUUUUGACUGGUUUGACAAAAAAGUGAUUUCUUUCUGGUAAAUUGUGAAUAUCUUUUAUUUUUCAUAGGCUGAAAGAUGAACUGAUUAAUCAGAACAAUAACUGAAUAAUCAAUAAUAGAAACAACUGUUCGUUGCAGCUGUAUUGAAAAUUUAUUAAUUAUUAUGGACUGAUACAUUUAUCAAUUCACUGGUUAAAAUUAAAAAUAUGUUGAUUGUUAGUCGCUUUCUUUUUCUUGUUCCAUCACUGGAAUAAACCUUUAAUAAAAUAACAGCAGAUGUACAUAAUGUGGAGUUUUACACUGAAAUAUAAACAUUUCAACAGCC